Ylistrum balloti is the source of this 873-nucleotide messenger RNA. Its product is annotated as splicing factor 3A subunit 2-like. NCBI's taxonomy places the organism in Eukaryota, Metazoa, Mollusca, Bivalvia, Pectinida, Pectinidae. The record is from RefSeq and is a predicted model, not a curated record. Bases 1 to 873 code for a protein of 290 amino acids. The transcript has a single exon.
AUGUCCACAGUCAUCCACUCCCUGGUGCCAACAACCGUCCAUCCACCAGUGUCCAAAGCCGUCCACUCCCCGAUGUCCAAAGCCGUCCAGCCCACGGUGUCCACAACUGUCUAUCCCCCGGUGCCCACAGCCGUCCAGCACCGGUGUCCACAGCCGUCUAUCCCCCGGUGUCCACAACCGUCUAUACCCCGGUGUCCACAGCCGUCCAGCCCACGGUGUCCACAGUCGUCCAGCACCGGUGUCCACAAGCGUCUAUCUCCCGGUGUUCACAGCCGUCCAGCACCCGGUGUCCAUGGCCGUCCAGCCCACGGUGUCCACAGCCGCCCAGUCCCCGGUGUCCACAGCCGUCUAUCCCCCGGUGUCCAUAGCCGUCCAGCCCAAGGUGUCCACAGCCGUCCAGCCCUAGGUGUCCACAAGUCGUCCAGUCCCCGGUGUCCACAAACCUCUAUCUCCCGGUGUCCACAGCCGUCCAGCACCAGGUGUCUAUGGCCGUCCAGCCCCACGGUGUCCACAGCCGUCCAGUCGCUGGUGUCCACAGCCGUUUAUCCCCCGGUGUCCACAGCCGUCUAUCCCCCGGUGUCCACAACCGUCCAGUCCACGGUGUCCACAGCCGUUCAGCCCCCGGUGUCCACAGCCGUCCAGUCUCUGGUGUCCACAACCGUCUAUCUACCGGUGUCCACAGCCGUCCAGUCCAUGGUGUCCACAGUCGUCCAGUCUCUGGUGUCCACAGCCGUCCAGCCCCGAUGUCCACAGUCGUCCAGCCCCCGGUGGCCACAGCCGUCAAUCUACCGGUGUCCACAGUCGUCCAGUCUCUGGUGUCCACAGCCGUCUAUCUACCGGUGUCCACAGCCGUCCAGCACCCGGUGUCCAUAG